CUCAUCAUGCAAAGUAGGGAACAGUUUUUCAAGAGCUUAGGCAAAAAUACUUCAAGUCAUCUAGAGGUGCAUGGAUCAAAGUUUAAAAACAUUCUCAAUUAGAUCAAACAAAUAGUGUACAUACUACACUGCCAAGAAUAUCACUGGAAUUGGAUGCUGUUUGUUUACAGGCGGUCAGUUCAAAACCAUCCUGGUCGCUCGCAGUACGUUACUUCUGUAUCGUAUUAUAUUCUACUUAGUUAAUGAUUAUGGGGACAUGUGAGGUUUAUCGUUCUUUCCCUUCGGAAUCUAAGGACAACGACCAAAAAGUCAACAAUUUUCCUAUUAGAGAAUCGAGCGUUUUGCAUGUAGUUAUUUCAGAAUCAGAACUAACAGAAUUGCCAUUACCAACUUAUGUUUGCGAGUUAUGCGGAAUCAAAGUGAAAACAAAAGCUAACUUACGGGCUCAUCAGAUUAAAACUCAUAAGAUCAUGAAGAAUGCAAAAGACGUAGCAUUUUAUUCCAAGCAAAGGUAUAAUGUUAGUUAUAUCUAUCAUUGCCCUGUGGCUACAUGUAAACACAAUAUUGGUUUAGGCGGUGGAUUCAGCACUUACUGGAGAUUAAAACAGCAUUACCAGCAUGUUCAUAUGCAGAAAAGUUACCAGUGUAACAAAUGUAAACAUUUCUUCCCUACUCCCUCAUAUCAUGCCUAUCAUCAAAAACUAUGUGGAGCAACGUAUUCUUGUUCACUUUGUUUCAGGUCUUAUUCAAGUAAAAAGCACUUACUUCAGCAUUACCGAAGAAGUGGGCACAGUAACACUUUAUCUCUUAAUUCUAUUCCUAAAGUCGAAAAUACUCCAAACAGAUCGCCUUCGAAGAAUACAUCAAUUCCAAGCUCGUAUGUUGCACGUAAUCCUAUCCCUCCUAGUGGAUCAUGUGGCCCAUUAGUUCUCCCACUUCUUAUUUUACCAGUUACUGUACCUAACGUAAGUGAUGUGAAUGUAGAAAAUCUGAACAGCAAUGUUUUGGGGUGUUUAAAUAUGAACUUUUUAUAUACAAGUGCUCUUUCGGCUCUUCGUACACUUUCAACACAAAUCUUUCCGAAUCCAAAUGUCCAGGUUAAUCUCUCUGAAUCUGCAAUAAAUUCGAGCGAUACGUCAGUGGUUUUAAAACCCGAUUUAGGAAAUUUCUGCAAUCUUUACGCAGUCCCUGUAAACAAUUCUUCUUUGGAGGCCUCAACACAAACUGAACAGUUAUAUACACCGAUCACUGUAUCACAACCAUGCUCUCAUACACUCCAGACACACGAACUUGUGUCUGUGAACACAUGCACCGAUGAGGAUGACAUCAGUUCAUUCAUUGGUGGUCUCUUCUGUAAUGCUGCAGUAGAAGCCAAUCUUCCUCACGCAAGUACAGUAUAUGAUAACUACGAAGUUAGACAAGAACGAAAGUUGUCUUACGAGACAAAACAGGUCACAUUGGGUCCCCUCAACGAACACCACCCUUGUUCAUCACUAAAACCAACCAAAAACUCGGUUCAGUCGAGCGACUAUAUCUCUCUUACUGGGUGCUCAAAUAAUGGUGUGGAUCAAGAAAUUCAAGCAAGGUUGCUACCACUACGUGAAAACGCUGCUAUGCAGACCGAUGUUAUGGAAAAUUUAAAUGCUGAAAUUGCUACUCAUUAUCCUCACUCCGAUCACAGUACUUACUUUACUCCAAGCAGAAUGCUUGAAACACCACCUCCUCCUAUGUUACAAAGUACUGUUUCACUUGGAACUCAUUUAAGUACUGCAUGCCAAACUUUACAUCGUUUGCUGAAUGAAGCGAAAAUUUCAGACAACCAAUCUCCUCUUAUGGAGAUAUUAAACAUGGAUACAACAACAGAUUCCGGUACUCGGGCUUGUGUUAAUGUAAUAAAUUAUUCUGGUUAUGAAUUACCUGGUUCGACGGAUCCAAUGUUACAAUGCUCAUCUACAUCAUCUAUCAAAAAUUCUGUACAAACUAAUACUGUACCCACUUCCUGUGAUAAUUCACAGUAUUGCAAUUUGAACACCGUGGAAACAACAACGCAGCAUGAUUGGUCAGCUAAUGUAGAUUUCACUCACAAUCAAACUCAAACAAUUGAUGAAGAUAUAGAAUUGUGGUUGAACAGUGUUGAAACACAAACAAAUCUAGCGUUAUUUGAUCCCAGCUUCUUUUCAGAUAUAUGUGUUGGAGUGGACGAUGAUUUUUUCCAGUCCUAGUUCAUCCUACAAAAAUAGUUUGUUUUAUUCAAGACUUGUUAUCACCACCUAUGUGUACCAUUUAUGUCACGUGGACUAGCUUGAUUUCAGUGACUUGACAACAUCUCUUCCUACCAUAUCAUUGCAUACAAAGGAUAUAUAUAUAUAUAUAUAUAUAU
Messenger RNA from Schistosoma bovis, 2380 nucleotides. The record is from the annotation of a GenBank genome assembly. Lineage: Eukaryota; Metazoa; Platyhelminthes; Trematoda; Strigeidida; Schistosomatidae.